This is a messenger RNA of Aphanomyces invadans, 1299 nucleotides long. RefSeq lists its product as hypothetical. The transcript is spliced from 4 exons. Bases 70 to 1155 code for a protein of 361 amino acids. NCBI's taxonomy places the organism in Eukaryota, Oomycota, Saprolegniomycetes, Saprolegniales, Verrucalvaceae. The record is from RefSeq and is a predicted model, not a curated record.
CGCAAGGCGGCGACUGAAACGUGGGACGGAUUCUUGCGCUCCUACCGAGAGAGUACGGCGAGGACAAGCAUGGGAGACAAUUUGUUUGAAGGCCUGAACAUGGACUUCAACUUUGCAGACACGCUGGUGCCGCCACAAGGAAUGGCGCACAUCACCCCACCGGCGCCGGCGCCCCCAGGCGGAGGACGACACAAACGACACAAAUCGAGCCCAGACGUGCUGGGGCAAUUUUCGUUCGCAUCGUUUGCAGUUGGCGACUGGUGUCUUGCAGCGCCAAUCGAGCACACUCCCAUGCACUACUCACCAGCCACGCAGUCAAUCCCAUUCAUGUCCGAGGCUGUCCCGUGCCAUGCGACUCCCAGCAGCACGACUACAAAUCCCCCGCCAUCGUCACGGGGACUGAGUUUCAUUCAAGAUAUUGACCUCGACGACAUUCUGCAGGACUUUUUGCAUGGCCCAGAACUCGUCCCAUCGGCCACCGUUGUUCCGCCGACGUCGUCGACUCCCAGCAUGCCAAUCUGUGGUUCCAUGCGCAACAGACCGUGGACGGUGCCGCACCCGUCCCAGUUGUUUCACGCGCAUCAACUGCACGAGACCGUGUUGGACCUCAAGCGAAAGUGCCGACAUGAGCGGCACCAAAGCAAUCCGGACGGCCUUUUCUACCACGCGCAGCAAUUGCGACAACUGCAGCAGCAACUGCACUCUCCGCCAGACCAACAACCAGACGCACGCGACCAGCCAUUGCGUUCUUCCCCAACUGCCCCGGUGCUGUCCAAAGCCAAGGAUUCAAGCUCGAUCGAUGAAUUUCCUGCACGCCCUUCCAUUCGGCGGAGGUCCAAGAAGCGCCAUGUCGCCACCGGCCUCUCCGUGGACAUGAGCCACAUCGCACUGGCCUUGCAUGCCGAGUCUUCAUCGUCCGCAAAGGGCAGCGACGACGCCGCGCACGAAUCGAAUCGUAAAUCGUACAAGUGUGGUCGAUGCGGUCAGCCCAAGGUCGGCCACGUCUGCUCCCUCCCCGACCUCCGAAACAAUUGGUCCCAGGCGGACUUGGCCAUCACCCGUGGAAUGAAACCCAUGGACGCGACGUGCAAAGUGAUUGCAAGUCGACGCUACACUGUUGUCCACCCGGACCACACCGACCACUACUUUGCCUAGCCACCUUCGCAUGAUUUGUGAGACUUUUCACAUGAUGUUGGCUAUGAGGAGUCCACGACUCAUGUCGUCGAGAUGCACAAUGUAGCGGUCGGCAUCUUGACCGAACUCAAUCGAUUCGAUUGGACGACGCACUCUCGGUUGCUC